Molecule: messenger RNA, 1539 nt
Organism: Fraxinus pennsylvanica
Lineage: Eukaryota; Viridiplantae; Streptophyta; Magnoliopsida; Lamiales; Oleaceae
Source: the annotation of a GenBank genome assembly
AUGUCUCCUGCUUCAUUAAAUUUUUAUACAGGUAAAGGCUUCCUUGGCUACAAGUCAAUAACAAUUCUCAGAAUGGGAUGGCUUAGCAAAAUUUUUAAAGGUUCAAACCAUAAACUUUCAGAUGCUCGAUAUGGAACAGAUACGGUGGGAAAUUAUCCAUCAACUUCAUGGGAUACAACUUCAGAGAUUGAAGACAUAGAUCGUGCUAUUGCAUUAUCGCUUUCAGAAGAAGAUCAGAAGGGGAAAACUGUGAUUAAUAGUGAAUACCAGUUGGAAGAAGAUGAGCUACUUGCCAGAGCUCUUCAGGAGAGCUUGAUUGUUGAGUCUCCACCUCAAAAUGGAAAUAGAAACAGCACUAGUGGAAGAUAUGACAAUGGUCCAAUAGGAAAUGAAAACUUUUACCAACCUGUACCUUUUCCCUAUUCAACCGGCUUCAGGAUUUGUGCUGGUUGUAACACUGAGAUUGGUCAAGGGAGAUUUUUGAGUUGUAUGAGUGCAGUCUGGCAUCCAGAAUGUUUUAGAUGCCAUGCUUGCAAACAUCCUAUAUAUGAUUAUGAGUUUUCUAUGUCGGGGAGCUACCCUUAUCACAAAGCAUGCUAUAAAGAUUCUUAUCACCCUAAAUGUGAUGUCUGCAAACACUUCAUUCCAACAAAUGCAGCUGGUCUUAUUGAAUACAGGGCACAUCCCUUUUGGUCCCAGAAAUACUGUCCUAGUCACGAGCAUGAUGGAACUCCUCGGUGCUGUAGCUGUGAGCGAAUGGAGCCAAGGGACACAAGAUAUGCUGCUCUUAAUGAUGGUCGGAAGCUCUGCUUGGAGUGCCUGGAUUCUGCAGUUAUGGAUACCAAUGGGUGUCAACCUCUUUAUCUCGAUAUACAAGAAUUCUAUGAAGGUUUAAAUAUGAAAGUGAAACAACAAGUUCCAUUACUUUUGGUUGAGAGGCAAGCACUAAAUGAAGCCAUGGAUGGAGAGAGACAUGGGCAUCAUCACAUGCCUGAGACUCGAGGACUCUGUCUUUCUGAGGAACAAACUGUCAGUACGAUAUUGAGGCGACCAAGGAUGGGAGCCGGAAAUCGAGUCAUGGACAUGAGAACGGAACCUUAUAAAUUAACACGCCGUUGUGAAGUGACUGCAAUUCUCAUUUUAUAUGGUCUUCCUAGGCUACUGACAGGAUCAAUUUUGGCUCAUGAGAUGAUGCAUGCUUGGCUGCGACUUAAUGGUUAUCAAAUUCUCAAUCAAGAGGUUGAAGAAGGUAUCUGCCAGGUGCUUGCCAAUAUGUGGUUGGAAUCCCAGAUUAUAUCCAUAUCCGGCACUGAUUAUGCAUCAACCUCAUCCUUUUCCCCUGCUUUCUUGUCAUCAACAGCGCAGGGGACAAGAUCUCCUUUUGAGAGGAAACUUGGUGAGUUUUUCAAACACCAGAUUGAAUCGGACACAUCAGUGGUGUAUGGAAAUGGUUUUAGAGUCGGUAACCGGGCAGUGCUCAAGUAUGGCUUACAGAGGACCCUCGACCACAUCAGGAUGACAGGAACCUUUCCUUUCUAA